CAGCUGACUGUCAGUUUUACUCAUAUUGUUUUCUUAAAAAUUAUUAAUUAGGUAAUUGCUAUUGUGAUUGUUUAUCGAAAAUGGGUGUCUUCUACAGUUGUAAACUAUUUUUACAAUUAUUGUAUUUAGUUUGUGCAGUAAAUCAUACAAAUAAGAGUACAUAAAUACGUGUUGAAGAACAAAACAAAAUUAUAACCCCACUUCAAGCAGAAAAAUCUUGAUCAGAAGUUGUAUAUUAACAAGAAAAUGAAUAAAAACCUUCAAUCACCAACUAAAUUAACUGAAUUUGCUCCUCUUCAACCUUCAGAAAAAAAUGGUAUGGGAAAUUUCUUCUCGAGAUUUUUAAAUUUCAAAAAGAAUAAUGGAAAUGAAGAUUCUUCUAGUAACGAAAAGAAAAGUGAUAAAGAGCAGGAAUCCCUUCCCUCUUGGGCUGUUGAUAAAUCUGACGACCAAAGCUUAAGUGAUAAUUAUUAUUCAAUUGAUAUUAAUGAUGGUAGAAGUUUGCCUAAUGUAUUAAAAAGGAUAAGCAAUCUCUUAGUUUUAAAAAGUAGUAAUUUACAAGCAUACUCAGAUACUGAAUUAAAGCAGUAUUGGAUGCCAGAUUCUGUUAGCAAGGAGUGUUACGAAUGUAGUGAAAAAUUUACAACCUUCAAAAGGAAACAUCAUUGUAGAGUGUGUGGUCAGAUUUUCUGUUCUCAAUGCUGCAACCAACAAAUACCUGGGAAAAUAUUUGGAUGCACAGGGGAUCUCAGAGUGUGCACCUACUGCUGUAAAGUUGUACUUUCCUAUCUGCAGUCUCCAGAUGUUGGUGCAGAGUUAACAGCAGAUCUUAAAGCAUUACAAGAAAGUUUACAGAAUAAAUAUGGACCAUUAUCACCGGCACCUUCAUCUUACUGUAGUGCACCUGCUAAUGGUGCCGCUGCAGUUUCAGAUAGUUCAUCAGGAACUUUGAAAAGAAAAAUAUCUAUUGGGUAUCAAGAAGAGAAAUUUGGUUUAGACAGAGGAUCUGUACCUAAUGUUUGUCUUUCACCUGAAGAAAAAUGUAGAGUGUUACAACAUUCCACCAGUCUUCGAAAUCUUUAUGAAGAGAUGUGUAAAGCUGCUACUGGUGUAGCCCUUCAGUCACACAGAUACAGACUUCGAACAUAUUAUGAUUGCUUUCUUGGUUCUGCCCUAGUAGACUGGCUGAUUUUUCAACAAAAGGCAAAUAACAGAAUUCAAGCAUCAGCUCUUUGUCAAGCACUCUUAGAUGGGGGCUACAUUGAAUGUGUAUCUGAUACAAUGUCGUUUGUUGAUGGAUAUGCAUUAUAUAGACCAUGUUUUACUCUAGAAAUUGAUGACAGCCCAAAUUUACCCCCUGUAGAAAUUCCUAUACAAGAUGAGCCAAUUUGGAUGCAGCAAAUACCCCAAGACUCCAGUGCAACAGAUUCAGAUAAUGAACAUGCAGUACCACCAUCUACAAAACAGCAAGGCUAUUUAAGUUCUUCAUCUUCUUAUACUUUAGAUUUAAAUAUCGGAGCUAAUACAGUUUAUUUAUCAAAACCUGCUCAUACUGAAAAAAGUUCAAUGAGCGAUAUUGAUGAAAACGAUUUUGAAAAAGAAAAAUUUAUCUCUAUUCAGGAGGAAACUCCCGAAGUUCAGCCCUCAGAACAACGAGAACACGCUCCAGAAAGUGGUUGGCAUAAUGCUGUCCAUCUUCGCGAAGAACAUGACGAAAAAUUAACUUAUAAUAUUUUAACUGCGAAAUAUGAAGAUCAUGAAGAAACAUUAGCAAAACAACUCCUUGCAUCAGAAAGCUUGUCUUUGUCUUGGUGGGAUACCCUUAAACUUCUUGUUCAUGAAGUUAUAGAUGUUAUCAGACCUGAUAAAAACCACAACGCAGACGAUAUUGACAUCAGGCAAUACGUUCAAAUAAAAAAGAUACCGGGAGGUGUUAGAAACGAAAGCAAACUUAUAAAGGGUUUAGUCUUUACAAAAAAUAUUACACACAAGAAGAUGCUCGCAAAAAUUGAUAAUCCAAAAAUACUUUUGCUGGAAUCUGCAAUCGUUUAUCAAAGGACUGAAGGAAGAUUGAUGUCUCUAGAACCAAUUUUAAUGCAGGAACACGAAUAUUUAAGGAAUAUUGUUGCUCGAAUUGUUGCUUUGCAACCAAAUUUGGUUUUGGUACAGAAAAACGUAUCUCGAUUAGCCCAAGAUCUUCUACGAGAACAAGGAGUCACUUUGAUAAUGAAUGUAAAGCAAAGCGUUUUAGAAAGGAUUUCUAGAUGUACCCAAGCAGACAUUGUAACCUCCAUGGAUGCUCAUAUUGGGAAGCUUCGAGUGGGAACUUGCAAGAGCUUCUACAUUAAGACAUUUUUAACUGAUAAAGGAAAGAGUAAAACUCUUGUGUUUAUGGAAGGUUUACCAUUUCCUCAUUUGGGAGGUACGAUUCUAUUAAGGGGUAGUUUUCAAUCAGAGCUUUCUAAAAUAAAAAGUAAAUUAUCUUUUAUCAUAUUUGCUGCUUAUAAUUGGCGCUUGGAAAAAUCAUAUUUAAUGGACGAAUUUGUCAUGCCACCAAAUCCAUCAAAUGAAUUCUUUGAAGACAGUACUGAGAAUUCGCCUGAACCGAUCGAUGAGAGCGAAUUCAAUCAGGGCAAAGAUGUUUUAAAAGUCUUAAGAAAGGAUAAAGAAUUGCCACAAAAGAAGGAAGAAUUCUCUAGUUUCGAUAAUGAUGAAGUAUUUUUUUCGAAUAAGAAAUUGGAAAAAAGUUUUAAUGAAAAUAAUUUCAAUAACAACGAAAGUAAUAAAAAAACUGUGGAAUCAGAACAGCAAUCUCCAAACAUGAACGUUUCGACAUUUAAAGACCCCCUUCAGUCAGCCAAAACGGAAGAGAACUUGGAAAAGUGCGGAUCUCAAACUUUAUCAGUGGCAGAAUUGCCCUUUUUAAAUAAUUUCCGUAAGACGCUUGACGACGUUGUUUUGUGUAUUUCUCCGUAUAUUGUCCUUCCCUUGCCUUAUUUAGAGACUGAGACUGGAAGGAAGUGCAAGCUGAGAAAAUUUUUCCCUACCGUCAUUUAUCACAGUGUUCUUUUCGAAAAUAAGAAGAAAAUAAAAUUUAACAAAGAAUCUGAAAUAAAAAAACAGGUAGCAGAAAAUGAAAAGCUUAAACCUAUUCACCCAUUUCUCACUACAAAAAUUACCACGACUGUCGAUGAUGACAAAAUUCAAGGUCUUUUGGCCCACUUUAGAGCUUGUGGAGGCAGAAUUCAACCAAAAUCUGUCACAGAGGGUAAUGAAGAUGAAAAUGAUCAAAAGAAUAUUAAGCAAAUGUUGCGUUGCAGCACACAGCCUUUUUUGGAUGCUUUGGACAUAGUAAACCAUCAAAAAUUAGCAGUUUUAUUUUGUUGUUUCAGUAGUCAGUCGAAUAACGCACCAGCUUUUUGUGUCAAUCCAUGGGUAUUUUAUAUGACCUUUUAUGGAAUAAAUGACAUUCCUUUGGGUUGUUUUCUUGAAAGAUAUUGUUUCCGUUCAACUUAUAAUUGUCCAUCGAAAACGUGUGAUACUCCCAUGGUCAAACACGUUCGUCGUUUCGUUCAUAACGGUGGCUGCGUAAGUAUUUCAUUGAACACUUUCGAAAAUGAAUAUGGAGAAGAUAGUAUUAUAACAUGGACUUGGUGCACCAAAUGUCAAAAAGUAUCGCCCAUAGUUCCUCUAUCUGGAGACACUUGGUCGUUUUCUUUUGCCAAAUAUCUCGAACUAAAAUUCUAUGGAGGAAUUUACACAAGAAGAGGUUUCUCUGGUUGUAAACAUAGUAUACAUCAAGAUCAUUAUCAGUAUUUUGGAUAUAAAAAUAUUGUAGCUUCUUUCAAGUACAAACCAGUUCAGUUAUGGGAAAUAUCUCUCCCUCCAUUUCUAAUAAACAUAGUGUACGACAUAGAAACUAAACAAGUUACUAUGAUCGAAGAAGUUAAGGUGUUAGCUUCUAAAGGUCACGAGGUGUUUUCUUUUGUUGGAGAGAAAUUGUCCGAGUUACCCAUGGAUGGCGAGAAUUUGAACAAUCUUAAGCACAUCUUGAUGAAAGAAAAAAGUACUUUCAAACAAAAAAUUGAAGAAGUUCAGAUCAAACUCACGUCUCCAACAUUAGAGAAAAAAGAAAUAAAUUUUGAAGAAAUUACUAAAGAAAUCAUCGCGGCUGUUUGGACCAUCGACGAUUCUCUAAUGAAAAUAAAACGUUUAAUAGCAGAAUUCACAGAGCAGUGGAAUCUACGUUUAGAAACUUUAACGAAGAAGAAAGAGAAUGAGAAAAGAAGGGAAAAGACCACCAACUCUAACUCUGACAGUCCUAAUUCAAAUGAUAACAGAAUGUUACAGAUACUCACAAAUUCGGAUGAAUCAGCGAUCGAAUCUCACAGCCCUGGUGUCACUAAAAAAAUGAAAAGUUUGGACCAGUCAGAUGUUGCCAACGAAUCCAAUCUUUUAUUAAAAGGACAUCAAAGAUCUCAGUCAGACGGCACUACAAUUUCUCAAAAUGAAGAUAGUUAUGAUGGCAAGAAGGAAACAGACAGGAAGACAGUGAAAAAUAUCUUGUCGCAAUUUCUCCCUUCUUCCACCGCAACAACUUUAUUGCCAAAUCCAUUUAGUCUUCAUGAACAUUAUUCACUGCCUGCAGGAGUGUAUACACCACUAGUGGUCUACGAAAACGAGCCGAGCUCUAUAAUUGCGUACGCUCUAAAUUCGUACGAUUAUAAAAAGUUUUUCGAAGAAAUAAAGGCAAGAAAGUCGCAAAGUGGAGAACUCAGUCCCAGUCCAAUUGUUAAGAGGAAAAGUCAAGACAGAGAUAGAAAUGAUGUAAAUGAUUUAACCACAUCGAUUGAAAAGUCUGGAGGAAUUUUGUCUUUUUUAAGGAGCAAAGAAUCAAAACAAGACUUAAAUCUGCCCAGUCAUUUCAGUAAUGAUACCAGUGGUAACCCAGAUGAAGUAAUAGCAUUUGAAAAAAAUUACGAAAACAAAAAUAACAAAUCGACUCAUGUAGACGUUCAGUUUCAAGAUAGUUCCUCCAAUUUUUUUUGCCGGGUGUAUCAUGCAGAAAAAUUUGCUUCGUUAAGGAAAAUAGUCGUACCAGAUGGAGAAGAAGCUUAUAUAAGAUCAUUAUCGAGGUGCGUCCAGUGGAAUGCCAGAGGAGGAAAAUCAGGAUCAUCUUUUUGCAAAACCAAAGAUGAUCGUUUCAUCUUAAAAGAAAUUCCGAAAUCGGAGAUACAAUUGUUUCUGGACUCGGCUCAUAAUUAUUUUGCAUACAUGCAUAAAUGUCUGUCAACAAAUCAGCCCACUCUUCUCGGAAAAAUUGUUGGAAUUUAUCAGAUUAUAUUCAGAAACGAACACACGAACAUUUCCCUCAGGACAAACUUACUUGUCAUGGAAAAUUUAUUUUACAAGAGGUCCGUAACCCAUAGGUUUGAUCUGAAAGGGUCCAUGCGAAAUAGAUUAGUCAAUCCUGAUGAUGGUGACGGAGAGAUAGUAUUAUUAGAUGAAAAUUUACUCAAAAUGACUUGUGAAGCACCGUUGUACAUUCUUCCACAUUCCAAGGCAGUAUUAACGGCUGCAAUUCACAGUGAUACUGAAUUUUUGUCUGGUCAGUCUGUGAUGGAUUAUUCUCUUUUAGUUGGACUGGACUCCAACAAUAAAGAGCUGGUUUUAGGCAUUAUAGAUUAUAUAAGAACAUUUACGUGGGAUAAAAAAUUAGAAACGAUGGUGAAGAAGUCUGGAAUUUUAGGAGGUCAAGGAAAGUUACCAACCAUCAUAUCGCCUGAGGAAUACAGGAAAAGAUUCAUUGUAGCGAUGCAUAGGUACUUCCUUGAGGUUCCAGAUCACUGGACUGGUUUAGGCAGAGGCUUAGAAUGUUAAGUAUUAUGUAGAAUAUUUAAAAAUAAGAAUUAAUAAUAUUUUCCAUUUCUUGUUGUCAUUUAAAAUAAUUUACUUGAU
This is a messenger RNA of Agrilus planipennis (emerald ash borer), 5958 nucleotides long. Its product is annotated as 1-phosphatidylinositol 3-phosphate 5-kinase. Gene Ontology annotation, biological process: intracellular signal transduction; phosphatidylinositol metabolic process. The record is from RefSeq and is a predicted model, not a curated record. NCBI's taxonomy places the organism in Eukaryota, Metazoa, Arthropoda, Insecta, Coleoptera, Buprestidae. The coding region runs from base 247 to 5880 and encodes 1877 amino acids. Gene Ontology annotation, molecular function: metal ion binding; ATP binding; 1-phosphatidylinositol-3-phosphate 5-kinase activity. The transcript is spliced from 19 exons.